AUGGAUAUUCCUUUAGAGGACUCUAAUACCUCAGAAGAAUCAAACACAGAAGGAGUCGCCACAAAACGAUCGAAAAACACCGGAAGUCAGUCAGGGAAAAAGAAAAGAGACAAAUCGAAAAGAGCGGUGUCUUGGCGUCAUUCUAGCCGUUCUAGAAGACUAAUAGCCAACGCUAGAGAACGAUCAAGAAUACAUAUUAUGAGUGAGGCGUUUGACUGUUUAAGAAGAGCUGUACCAUGUUAUUCCCAUGAUCAGAAACUUUCAAAGCUAGCGAUCUUGAGACUGGCGACAAGUUAUAUCUCAGCGUUAGCGCACCUAAAUCACUUGUACGAAAGUGAAUCGGACAGUUCACUUAAACUUUUCGCGGACUGCGUUGAUGAAUGUACUAGAGCUUUACAGACAGAGGGAAGAACUAAAAGAAAGGAGUGA
Exaiptasia diaphana is the source of this 429-nucleotide messenger RNA. RefSeq names its product protein atonal homolog 8. The record is from RefSeq and is a predicted model, not a curated record. NCBI's taxonomy places the organism in Eukaryota, Metazoa, Cnidaria, Anthozoa, Actiniaria, Aiptasiidae. Bases 1 to 429 code for a protein of 142 amino acids. The transcript has a single exon. Gene Ontology annotation, molecular function: protein dimerization activity.